Messenger RNA from Sordaria macrospora k-hell, 4731 nucleotides. Lineage: Eukaryota; Fungi; Ascomycota; Sordariomycetes; Sordariales; Sordariaceae. The record is from RefSeq and is a predicted model, not a curated record.
AUGCAUUCUCCAGACACGGCGCGCCGAAUUGCGAAUGCCAGGCGGAACCACAACCAACACCCUGACGACCCAAGGGUAGACCUGAGGAUCAACACCAGAGAUACUCCGACUCCCCCUUCCCACCACGCUCAUCACACGAGCCAUCACACAAGCGGCCAUCAUAGGAGGCACAGCAGCGAAGACUUUCUGCGAACCACGCCCGCCGCCCACCAGCAGUACCCCUUCCACCCGUCCACGCCUCCCGAGCGCAAAAGAUCUCCGUCUGGUGCCCGCUCGCUGAGGGCCCCCGUGCGGAACGCCGCCGAUAUCGAGUCCUUUCUUCAAAGCCUUGGACCCGUCGACACCAACAUGUCAUCGAACAAGGAGUCCGAUCCCUCCUCCGAACACCCCUCUGAACCCUCCCCCGAAUCGGCGCGCCCGCCCCAUCGCGACUCGCACGACCUCUCGCUCUCGCCCCGCCAGUUUACCCGCGAUUCCCUGGUCACAAAUAUGCUCCUGGGCCUCGACAAGCUGUCAUUGGAGCAGAUGGGCACUUCAUUCGGCGGAUCACGGAACGCUUUUGACGAUUCCAACAUCUACUCGUACGGAGCCGACACCGGUCGCACAAUGUCGUUCAACUCGAGGGCAGGCCGUGGACACGCAUACACUUACAGCUCCGAUUAUGAGGCGGAUGAUAGGUCGUCUCGCAGGCGCCGGAGUAACAGCAGUUCUGGCUACCAAUCAUGCCUCGGUCGCAUCAACAGCAUGCGCGAACUGGGUGGCACACCACGGGCGAUACAUUCGAGAAGCGGGAAGGGCAGCAAAGGCAGCAGCACUAACAGCAUAGACCCAGGCUAUGUGCAGGUCCUUGGCAGUCAGCGCUGGGCCCGUGGGUUUGGCCGAUCAUCCAGUUUCGACUACGGCGACGCAAGGCCGUCAACCAGUCAACAGGCUCCGUGGCACAUCGAGUUUUCAAAAUCCCUUUUUGACAACGGCAACGACCACGACUACGAUGCCGCGCCCACCCCUCACGUCCCUGCCGGUCCACGAAGGCUGACUACCGUCCCGUCAUUGCCCGUCCUUGCGCCCAUCGACACAAAGACCAGCUCCAAACUAACCCCCAAGGCCCCGAGUAACGAUCGCCCACGCAGCAUGAGAUCUUCAAAGAGCGCAUCGACGGUGCGCCAGUCCGAAGUAAAAUACAAUGCCCAGCGCGAUGUCCCCUCGGUUCCUCCGGUUUCCAUACCUCCGUUUGACGUGGACGCAGCGCCUGCUCCCCAUGUCGGCUAUGAGAAAACCAAGGAUGCAGUGCUCGACAACCCGAUAAACGCCAUCCAACAAGCCAUCCAGCAACCAAGGGAGAAACCCGGCUUCUUCCGCAGAAUGUUUGGCUCAUCCAAGGCGAACUCGCAAAGUCCGCCCACGUUCCCGUACCUGUCAUCGGUAGCCAACGAUAGCUCCAGCAACAAGAUGAACUCGCUUAAGUCACCAACGAUCCCACCUGUUCGCGAGCCGCCUCAAACCGUCACACAUACGUUACAGAAGAAGACAUCAUCCUUCUUCAAGAGGCGGAAACAGUCCAUCACGGAAAUGGAGCCACCGCCAAUCCCGCACAUGCUGAACAAGUCGCCAGCCAGAAUACCCAGGCCGGACACGCUGACGGCCAGGCCGGAGCCGAGUCCCAUGGGUGGCAGCUUAAGGCGGGCUAUGGAUCCGUUCUUAAUGGAUAGUCCGACUAUUCAGUCUUCUGCGGACGCCCCUUUACCGUCGACGGAACCCUCCGACUUGGGCCCGCUAAACAGGUCUUUGGAGGAUUCUCCGGAAAUCAGACGGAACAAGGAUGCUUACCAGAGAGGCUUCUCUCCCGACUACGAACCAAGUCCGAAAGCCAUCAUUCGCGCCGUCGAUCCUAACUCUUCUAGUGACUCGGUGGUCAAACAGCCUCGGAUAGAACUGCCCGGCAGGCCGGCGCUUGAUCGAACCAUGACUUCACCUCCGAGAUCCUUCUUGCGCGAUGACAGCGAAAGCGAAUACAGCCCCGAGCAAAACAAGAGAGUUUCUCGCACCGAGUCCCGUAAAGUCAGCUUGAAGCCGGGUAAAGAGCAGGAAAAGAAGCGACGAUCCUCAUCGCCGACGGUAUCCAAGUCGAAGAGCUAUCCUAGUCUUGGCAAACCAAAGGAGGACUUGAAGGCUCCUGCCCGCCAGAACUCGAAGGUAUCUUCCAAGGCCACCAAGAAACCCAGUCUGCCUAGUUUACGGAUCGAUGGUGUUGAGCCUAUUUCGCUGAGCUUGGGCACGGGUGGCUUGAAGACUGCCGAAUCGAUCCACCCGGCUGGCAAGUCAGAACUUGACGAACCUGAACAAUUCGUGGUCGGCGACCCCACCGAGGAUGACCAGCAGAAGGCACUCAAGAUCUACGAAGGCAACGAGGACUUCAUUCCCAAAGAAAAGGCGGCCGCAUGGAUGGGCGAGGAGGGUCCUGUUCGACAACGCACGCUUCGGGCGUACAUGGAGAACUAUGACUUUGAGAACAUGAGCGUCUGUGCUAGUUUGCGGCAGCUUUGCAACCGCCUCCUUUUGAGGGCUGAAACCCAGCAGGUUGAUCGUAUUCUGGUCGCUUUCUCCAACCGGUGGUGCGAAUGCAAUCCUAACCAUGGGUUCAAGUCAAUGGACAUCAUCCACACUAUUUGCUACUCCAUCAUGCUUCUCAAUACGGACUUGCAUAUGGCCGAUAUCGAACACAAGAUGACCAAGAGCCAAUUUAUCAAGAACACCAUGACCACGAUCCGACAGGCACUCGAGGAUUCGGUUCCAGAAGCAUUUGAACGUCCCAGUAUCCUACCUGGCAAAGCUUCAGAUAUCUUUCAAGCCGCCAGCACGGCCGACGUCUGGCUUUGGGCACCCUUUGAUGGGCCUUUGAAGGGAUGGGAAUCGCAAGUCGAGGCAGUGCUAAAAGACAUAUACUCGUCCAUCCGCGACGAAAGCCUACCAUUAUUCGGCGGUGCCGGCAACACGGCGAGCCUAUCGACAACCACCCAAGGCAGUUUAUCGGUUAUGGGCGUGCUCAAGCGGAGCCCUAGUGUGUUGAGUAAGGCGCCGUCAGAAGGUAUGGCUUCCACUCGGGGUAGGAUUCCCGAAGGGGCCAAGGCGAAUUCAUCCAGAUGGAACUCGAAGAGUCGGUCGAGACCCAGAGGCUUUGGCAACGGCUUUAACUCGAGCCGAACCAGCUUUGACGACGGCAACUCACUUUGGAGCCCAACCGAAUCCUCGGCCACAUGGAGCAAAGCGUCGCUGGGUAGGACCCAUACGACCAUGUCCAUGGACUCUUUUGGUUCCUCCUUCCGUGGCGACUAUCAGCAAUCGAUUGGUUUUGCAAAUGCGCUUAGCCAGGCUAUCAUACGCGAAGACAACACACUCGAUCUCACCAUGAGCAAGACGGAGGAUUUCAACACCGGGGAGCUGCUGGAGGAUGAGUCCCUGGAAUUAGCCGGUCCACCAUGGGUGAAGGAGGGUAUGGUUACGCAUAAGCACCAUAUGGAAACCGCCGACAAACGCUCUAAGGAACGCGCAUGGAACGAGGUCUUUGCAGUCAUCCAGAAGGGACAGCUAAACUUGUUCUCCUUCUCUCCAAACAAGUCGACGAGCAGGAAAAGAGGAAUGCGCAGCAACGCGCAAAAGGCGGGAGGAGUUGUUGGUGGUGGCAACUGGCAGGACAAUGCGGUGAACAUGGGCACGUUCUCGCUGCGCCAGACACUGGCGACUAUCAUGCCGCCACCAGGCUAUUCGCGAGCCCGUCCGCACGUAUGGUGUUUGGCGUUACCUGAUGGGGCGGUCCAUCUGUUCCACGUCGGAACGGCCGAGAUUGCCAGGGAGUUUAUGACUACAGCGAACUACUGGAGUGCGCGGUUGAGCACCCAUCCGAUGAUAGGCGGCGUCUCCAAUAUCGAAUACGGCUGGAGUGAUGCCGUCAUCAACACGACCCGGAUUUCUGGCAUCCAGAGUAACGGUGACCUGAACAAUUUACCUGCUGUCGGAACUACUGGGCGUCCUGCCAGUAACAGCAUCAGCAGCAACCACAAGGGCCAUUCGCGCCCUGGCAGCGCAGCAAACGCGGCAUCGGCAAUGGCAGCGAUGGGUGUUGGCAGUACCAUCUCGGGCAGCCGCGCCUCGCUACAAAGUCGUCGCAGCGUUAGAAGCUCUUCGUUCGACUUUGGUCGGCCGGGAAGCUCGGCCAGCAGCGGCGCCCUCGGUCUCACGUUUAGCGGCCCCGGUUCACUCCCUCGUCCCAACCACCCCUCGUCGUCGUCAAAGCUACCAGGCGAUAAGAUUCACAUUGCCGAGUGGACACCGCCCGCGCAGUCCCUUCGGCCGAGCACCCUUUCUGAACGCGAACAGUUUGGACAUCUUAUCACUUACGUCAGAAGCCUCGAUGAGGAUUUCCAGAAACACAAUGCACUCAGGAGUCCCAUGCUGCUGGCGUUCUCCCCUCGAUCGGUGAACGCGGUCAAGGCGAUGACCAACUGGGAGAGGAAGAGCCAGCAUCUGCUCAACGAGAUUGUGAAGUACAAUACGUACAUUGAAUGCCUGCGCGAGGCCGAGAUCAGGAGGUCGGAGAUUUACCGUGAAAGGGAGAACGCGAGACGCGCGGCAAGAGGUGAGGAUGUGGUUGACAGUGACGGGGAAGAGAGUGAGCCUCUACCUGGUGAGAUGACAAUGGAUGGGACGUCGCUGGAAAGGGAGGUCAAGGUCUGA